CAUAUGCUCCCAUCAUCACUAGUGCUCCAACUACACAGAUGGGCACCAAAUACAACCUACAGUGGAUUACACCUAAAGACGGUGGAAUGGAAAUCAGGUUUUAUGAGUUAAAAUAUCGAGAGUUGUUCUUUGCCGAAGAUGGUAGUCCACAAGGCAGUGGAUUCUGGAAAGAUAAGAGUGGCAUCCCUAACUAUUCAACAGACUACUUAAUAGAAGACUUAAAACCAGAAACCUCCUAUGACGUUGAAUUGCUAGCUAUUAACUCAAUAGGCAGAGGUGAUGUUGCUGCUCUAACCAUUUCUACUGGAAGGACCGCUCCUACUGUAGGACCUACUAAGCCUAGAUUAGUUGACUAUACGAUAAAACCAGGCCCACAGAUUGGUACAGCUGCACUUACUACCGGUGCUAUCAUUGGAAUCGUCAUAGCGAUUUUCUUUCUUCUUCUCAUCAUUGUUGACGUCACUUGCUAUUGUAUGAACGACUGUGGUAUCCUGAUGUGUCUGUGUGUCAACCUGUGUGGCAAGACGCCAGUUGGAGAGAAGGACAUGGAGGAGGGUCGCACCAAAGUACCACCCAGUGAUGAUCAGAUACCUGAUGGUACUCCUGUUAAGGGGGAUGACAUGCCGAUGGAAAAGAUUGAAACUGACGGAGAUUCCACAGAAAAACCACCUCCGGAAGAUAGUUUUGAUUCUGAGGGCAAAGAGGAGGAUGUUCACAAUUAUGAGGAGUUGAAAGAGGAGGAACCAGAACCAUUGGAAAGUGACCACCUGCUAACAGAUAAGGAUAAUCCGGAAGAGAGGAAAGAAAGUAAUGAGACAGGGGAUGAUGAGAAGGAGUCUCUCUUGAAAGGGAAGGACCAGAAUAACCCCGACGCCAAACCAGCUGAAGUACAGCGAGAGAAUCCUGCCUUGACCCCUGAUCAAGAACCUAAGAAAGGGCCCGAAGAUUAUGAAGUAUCACGAGAAGCCGAUUUGAAUGAUAUUGAUAUGGACGUCAAGAAAGAAGUACAAGCUUAGAGUGCAUUGGCUGUUGGAACAAUUAUUGUCCCUCCCCAAAGAAGUUUACUCUCGUCGUAAAUUGAAUACUAGCGAUUUUUAGAAAGAGGCUGUUCAUUGAAAAGUGUUGCCAUAGUCACCAUGACCAGCACGAUUGUAGGAUACUGUCCUGUAAUGAUGCAGACUGUUUCCGUGGCAACCAGUUUCGAGAUUUUCAUGUUGUAUUUGUAAGUUCAGACUUCUUUCAGAACGUUGCAAUAUUUUGGGGAAGUGAUUUUUUUUUUUAAAUAUUAAGCUCUUAGCUGUGAAUCAAGCAGCUUUUGUUUUAUUCCAACAGACAUAGCAGUGCAGUAUGAAUUUUGAAUGUAAACAUGAAUUUCUAAUAGUUUAUGUACAGUGGUAAUGCAGUAUAUUUUGCAGCAACAAUUUUUAAAAUGGCGUUGUUUUGUCAUCCUGCAAUAUGACGCAUGUAUAUAUGUUAUUUUUUUUAUAAUUUUUUAAAAUCUUUUUAUUGCAUUCCCAUGGUUAUAAAUUGAAUUAUGCUCCAAAAGUUCUUUUUUUAAAGGCUGUUCCGAAAAAUAGCCUUAAUCCCACCAUUUUGUAUUUAUUGAUUUCAUUAUUUUGUUUCUAUUUACUUUUCCCAAUUUAUAGUUUUUUUUAAAAAAAUUAUUUUAACUUGAUGAUUACAAUAUGUCACAUUUUUUUUUUCAGUUCUUAUUUAUUUUGUUAGCAUGAGUGGUUUGUUGAGUCUCUUUAUUUUGUCCGUGUGAGAUUAUGCAAAUUAAGCAGCAUCAAGUACUUUCACCCUGUUCUUCAUAUCUAAUACCCACAAUGCACUGUGAUAACAAAGACCAUUUGGUCUGUGGUAAAUUUAUUAAAUCAAGUUUACAUCAUUGUCCUCAGGAAGACAUGUGAAAUCUGCAUAUCUCUGAUGACAUAAGAAUAAGUAGGUUUUGUUUUAAAAAAAUUAAUUCAGUAUCA
This is a messenger RNA of Saccoglossus kowalevskii, 1976 nucleotides long. Its product is annotated as neural cell adhesion molecule 2-like. Gene Ontology annotation, cellular component: plasma membrane; axon. Gene Ontology annotation, molecular function: cell-cell adhesion mediator activity. The record is from RefSeq and is a predicted model, not a curated record. Lineage: Eukaryota; Metazoa; Hemichordata; Enteropneusta; Harrimaniidae. Gene Ontology annotation, biological process: dendrite self-avoidance; homophilic cell-cell adhesion; axon guidance.